GCAGGAUGAGGGGAUGAGGAAUAGAAUCAGGACUUUCAUUCAUGCGGCGGAGGCGGCGGUCCUUAUUCCCGCGCUGCCUUGUGCGCGGUGGUUUUCUCCUCCUUCUGUCAAAGAUUCUGGAGAUUUAGAGAAAUUGGGAGAGGGUCUUGCGAUCAAUGUCAGCAAAGACCUCGAUUGGUUGGACUCUGAGCUAGAGGGCAAGAAGCUUCAUUGCUGAGGAGAGUGUGAGCGUUACGAAUAGGAUGUGCCUGUUUAUUGUGUAGUUUAUUUUCUCUAGGGAUCUUUGUGCGGGACGCAAGGAAAGGGAAUGAGGGAAUGUCGAGUGGUGGGUGAGAGAUUGUGAAAGCACGGAGAGUUGGAAGAGGGCUGUGAGGAAGACAGGAC
Hyaloscypha bicolor E is the source of this 384-nucleotide messenger RNA. RefSeq lists its product as uncharacterized. NCBI's taxonomy places the organism in Eukaryota, Fungi, Ascomycota, Leotiomycetes, Helotiales, Hyaloscyphaceae. The record is from RefSeq and is a predicted model, not a curated record. The coding region runs from base 14 to 217 and encodes 67 amino acids. The transcript has a single exon.